CGAUGUAUUUUUUAAUUAAUUAUUUUAUUGAUUUUGAGACCGGCACUUUUCGUGGUGGGGGGCCUCGCGCUGCGGACACCUCAGAGGCCUUCACCGCGAGUUGAGGCCGCGCGCGCGCGCCAUCGUUCAGCUGCGGCACCGUCAUGGGCCGGCGGAAGUCUAAGAGGAAGCCGCCGACCAAGAAGAAGAUGGUGGGGACCCUCGCGACCCAGUUCACCUGCCCCUUCUGUAACCACGAGCGCUCGUGCGACGUCAAGAUGGAUCGCGAAAGGAACACGGGCGUGAUCUCGUGUACCGUUUGCCUGGAGGAGUUUCAGACGCCCAUCACGUACCUCUCGGAAGCCGUGGACGUUUACAGUGACUGGAUAGACGCCUGCGAGGCGGCCAACCAAUAGCAGCAGCAGCAUCAUCAGCAGCAGCAGCAGCGCGGCUUCGCUGACGGCCGUGCCACACUUCCGACCAACAAACAGGGGAGCCCGGAGUUCAACAACGGAGGUGGUGCUGGAGGAUUAUGGUGGGAGGCCCCCGUUCGUGGCGGUGACGCGGGGUUAACGUUGCACCGUCAGAACCGCCGUUGCCGGGCGAUAACCGCAACGGUAACCUCAACUGUGACCGUUGAAUUGAGGCCGCCGCGAUUGCGUCUCGAUAUACUUGAUUGCGCCACGUUUGUGUGUUUUUUUAUAAGUAGAAAUGCGUUCGAUGUCUUGCGAAGUUAAAUAAACGGUCGGAGUAUCACCGGCGGACGGUCGACAAACCCCCUUCUGGGGGGUUUCAGCAGUGCUUAGGCGCGUGGCUCGCGAGUGUGACAAGGCGGAGAGCGAGUGGCACGGGGAGAGAGGUGGGGUUUGGUGAUUGAGAGCCCAUUGGUGCUUUUUUACACUUUCCAACUGUUGUUGAAAGCAUUUAGUCGUGGGCUCCGUCCGUCUGUAGCAGGGGGGGGGUGGGGGGGCAUCUUGAUAACUCUCCUAAACAUGAUCCGAUGUGAAUGCAAAUUGUUUUAGCCUAAUGCCGUCUUGCUAUCAAGAAUGGCGCCCGAGAGAAAACUGGCCAAAUCGAUGAUAGAGUUGGCCAAAGCCAGGCGAUGGCAAGCCAGGGACGAGACUUUGGGGCCGCGGUGAUUACGUGGGCGGCUUCCUAGCGACGACGAUGCGUGAAGUCGUGCGGGGCUCAGAAGGCCACGCCACUGUCGCCAAUUAAAGACUUUGGAGACCAGA
Molecule: messenger RNA, 1214 nt
Organism: Lethenteron reissneri (Far Eastern brook lamprey)
Lineage: Eukaryota; Metazoa; Chordata; Hyperoartia; Petromyzontiformes; Petromyzontidae
Gene: ELOF1
Product: elongation factor 1
Biological process (GO): transcription elongation by RNA polymerase II
Cellular component (GO): transcription elongation factor complex
Molecular function (GO): RNA polymerase II complex binding
Source: RefSeq, a predicted model, not a curated record